AUGAAGGACUUAACAACAACUCAGGUGCCGGCGGCACAUGGUAUGGAUGGCGCGGCCGAGCCGCCCGCCUCGUUCGGUGCUGAUGUCUGCGUUCUCAGCGCUUCACACAUCAGCUGUUCUCCGGCGUUGGUGUUUAUAAAGCCGAGAGCUCCACCGGCUCCCUACACAGAUUCAGAGGCCAGCAGCCGGCCAGAGUUGCUUGAGAAGUACGGCUACCCAUGUCAAGAACACAUCGUGGAGACUGAAGACGGCUACAUUCUGCGGAUGCACAGGAUCCCCUACGGCAAGGCCUCACCUCUCGUCCCAGGGAAACGCAAGCCCGCAGUGCUGGUGCAGCACGGCCUCAUGAACAGCGCCGAUGACUGGGUCAUUAUGGGGCCCAACGCCUCUCUGGCAUACAUUCUGGCUGACAAAGGGUACGACGUGUGGCUCGGCAACAUCCGUGGUAACUGGUACUCACAGAGGCAUCGUACCCUUUCUCCAGAAGAGGACAAAUAUUGGCAUUUCAGCUGGCACGAACAUGGCAUUUAUGACAUGCCAGCACAAAUAGAUUAUGUCUUAAACGCGACUGGCCACAAGCAGAUCUACUACAUAGGACAUUCCAUGGGCACGACCAUGUUCUACGUCGGAAUGUCAAUGAAGCCUGAGUACAACGAAAAGAUUCGUGCCAUGUUCAGCUUGGCGCCAAUUGCUUACAUGAACCAUAUGAUCAGUCCACUGUUCCAACUUUUGGCACAAUUUACAACAUCCGCUCAGGUGCUGCUGCAUCUAAUUGGAGCUAGCAAAUUUACUCCCAGCCAGGAAUUGAUAAGGCUAAUACAACCAAAGAUCUGCAAUGACAAAGCCAUUACUGAACCAAUAUGUACCAAUGUCGUAUUUAUGAUCUGUGGUUUUGAUAAGGAACAGGUCGUGGAGGAAAAGCUAGCAGCAAUUUCCGCACAUAUCCCUGCUGGAUCCUCCACCAGACAGUUCAUACAUUACGCGCAAGGCAUAAACAAAGGAUAA
Molecule: messenger RNA, 1005 nt
Organism: Schistocerca piceifrons (Central American locust)
Lineage: Eukaryota; Metazoa; Arthropoda; Insecta; Orthoptera; Acrididae
Product: lipase 3-like
Exons: 8
Coding region: 1-1005 (334 amino acids)
Biological process (GO): lipid metabolic process
Source: RefSeq, a predicted model, not a curated record